Messenger RNA from Aspergillus oryzae RIB40, 993 nucleotides. RefSeq names its product malate dehydrogenase. Bases 1 to 993 code for a protein of 330 amino acids. The record is from RefSeq and is a predicted model, not a curated record. Gene Ontology annotation, molecular function: L-malate dehydrogenase (NAD+) activity. Gene Ontology annotation, biological process: carboxylic acid metabolic process; tricarboxylic acid cycle. Lineage: Eukaryota; Fungi; Ascomycota; Eurotiomycetes; Eurotiales; Aspergillaceae. The transcript is spliced from 8 exons. Gene Ontology annotation, cellular component: cytoplasm.
AUGGUCAAAGCUGCGGUACUUGGAGCUUCUGGUGGCAUUGGCCAGCCACUGUCUCUCCUGUUGAAGACCUGUCCCUUAGUUGAAGAGCUUGCUCUCUACGAUGUUGUGAACACCCCUGGUGUUGCUGCUGAUCUAUCCCACAUCUCGUCUAUCGCUAAAAUCUCUGGUUUUCUGCCCAAAGAUGAUGGGCUGAAGCAGGCCCUUACUGGUGCUAAUAUUGUUGUCAUCCCGGCUGGUAUUCCCCGCAAGCCUGGUAUGACCCGUGACGACCUCUUCAAGAUCAACGCCGGCAUAGUGCGAGACUUGGUCAAGGGUAUCGCCGAGUUCUGCCCCAAGGCCUUUGUUCUGGUUAUCUCAAACCCCGUUAAUUCUACUGUUCCUAUUGCUGCAGAGGUGCUCAAAGCCGCUGGCGUCUUUGACCCGAAGCGCCUCUUUGGUGUCACCACACUGGACGUCGUUCGUGCAGAGACUUUCACCCAAGAGUUCUCGGGCCAGAAGGAUCCUUCUGCUGUUCAAAUCCCAGUUGUUGGUGGCCACUCUGGAGAGACCAUUGUCCCCCUCUUCAGCAAGACUACCCCCGCAAUUCAGAUACCCGAGGAGAAGUAUGACGCACUGAUCCACCGCGUCCAAUUUGGUGGAGAUGAGGUGGUCCAAGCUAAGGACGGUGCUGGUUCCGCCACCUUGUCUAUGGCCUAUGCCGGUUACAGGUUCGCUGAGAGUGUAAUCAAAGCUUCAAAGGGUCAAACGGGUAUUGUCGAGCCUACCUUCGUCUACCUGCCUGGAAUUCCCGGCGGUGAUGAGAUCGUUAAGGCAACUGGCGUGGAAUUCUUCUCUACUCUUGUAACCUUAGGAACUAAUGGCGCAGAGAAGGCUAGCAACGUUCUUGAGGGCGUGACCGAGAAGGAAAAGAAGCUUCUCGAGGCUUGCACGAAAGGCCUUAAGGGUAAUAUCGAGAAAGGCAUCGACUUCGUUAAGAACCCACCACCAAAGUAA